This is a messenger RNA of Prunus avium (sweet cherry), 1631 nucleotides long. NCBI's taxonomy places the organism in Eukaryota, Viridiplantae, Streptophyta, Magnoliopsida, Rosales, Rosaceae. The record is from RefSeq and is a predicted model, not a curated record.
UUUUGGUACAGACUACAAAAUGCCAAGCCCAACAUGCCCCUUUCCCAUGGUGUGGGUAUGGGAAUGGCUAUGCUUUUAUCGCCUUUGAAACCACUGGCCUUCUCCUCCUCUGCAUUCUCUCAGGACCCAUCAACAUCAUCAUCAUCAUCAUAUCGACCUGCUGUUAUUCUUCCAGGUUUGGGGAACAAUUCAGCCGACUACCAGAAGUUGGAGCUUACUUUGAGUGAGUAUGGAGUGGCCACAGUAGUUGCUAAGGUGUCAAGACUUGAUUGGCUGAGGAAUGCCGCCGGUUUGGUUGACCCAAAUUACUGGCGGGGAACUCUCAGUCCUCGCCCUGUACUUGAUUGGUAUUUGAAGAGGGUGGAUGAGGCCGUACAAGAGGCGAAGGAGCUGGCACAAGGUGGGAAAUUAUCCCUGAUUGGACACUCAGCAGGAGGAUGGCUUGCACGUCUCUACAUUGAAGAAUUUGGGCUGUCCGAUAUAUCCUUGUUGUUGACUCUUGGAACCCCCCACCUGCCACCACCAAAAGGUGUGUCGGGGGUUAUUGAUCAAACGAGAGGUCUCCUGGAUUAUGUUGAUAAGAAUUGCUCAAAAGCUGUUUACACUCCUGAAGUGAAAUAUGUAUGCAUAGCAGGGAGGUAUCUCCAAGGUGCUCGUUUGUUUGGGAACUCAAAUGAAAGUAUUGAUUCUGCACUUCCAAUAGCGAGUGUAGAACCUUCAUCAGAGGUUGCUGUCAUAAAUGAUAUGAGCACUUCAACAUCAACCACAACCACCUUGCGUGCACGCUUUGUUGGGCAAGGGUACAAGCAGGUUUGUGGGCAGGCAGAUGUUUGGGGAGAUGGGGUUGUACCAGAAGUAUCAGCCCAUCUAGAGGGUGCACUCAAUAUUAGCUUAGAUGGUGUUUACCACUCACCAGUUGGUUCAGAUGAUAUCUUGAGACCAUGGUAUGGGUCUCCUGCCAUUGUAGAGCAAUGGAUACAUCACCUCCUUACCUAAUGGCUUCCAACUUCUAAGGCAAGUAAUGGUAUUCUUCUUGCUAAUGGUGGAGGAUAGUCAGCUUAGUCCUUUUGCCCUAAUCUCCCACGACUACUCAUGUAACGGCAAAGUCGAUACCGGCAAAGAGUGGCAGAGAGUUUUGGGGGAUUUCGGUGUGGGUUUUUGUGUAGAGCAACCUCAUUAGGUUUUAAUUUUUAAUUUUUAUACAAGCGAUAUUGCCGGAGAUUAGAAUGGAAUCUAAAUGUUGUUAACCAAUCCUUAGGUUUUAGAUGGAUUAAGAUGUGUCCCUAUUAGGUGUAGCUAAUCAAAACGAUCAGACUGAGCACAAGCCAAUAAUCACGUUGACUGCAUAGUGAAGUCAAUGCAAUCCACGGCAAUAAGAUGCACCAUGUGUUAUUAAGUCAAUGCAAUAAUCACCUACAGUAACACGGCCACUAAAUUGAACCCACGACGCCAUAAUUAACAAUGAGAUAUUACCAAUUAUUCUACUGGGAUAGUGAUGAUAUAUAUUGCCCUUUUUCUUUUCCAAAAGUUAGGAAAGAGGAAAACUCACACACCUAGGAGCUGUCCUCCCAUCCUUUACACUACGAUCUGCCAACCUCUUUUGAUAAAAUUUUAAGAGGGAGAAAUUAAGA